Pseudocercospora fijiensis CIRAD86 is the source of this 1079-nucleotide messenger RNA. RefSeq lists its product as uncharacterized. Gene Ontology annotation, biological process: lipid metabolic process. Lineage: Eukaryota; Fungi; Ascomycota; Dothideomycetes; Mycosphaerellales; Mycosphaerellaceae. The transcript has a single exon. The annotation marks the transcript as partial. The record is from RefSeq and is a predicted model, not a curated record. Gene Ontology annotation, molecular function: phosphoric diester hydrolase activity.
AUGAGACUGCAUGAGAACACGAAAAGAGACUCGGAGGAAUCAUGGCGAGUAGGAAUGGAUCUAGAAAAGGGCGAUCGAUAUGGCGCCAUGAACGAACAUUCCGAUGUCACUAAUACCCAUGAGGAUGUUUCGUCGGGGCCUUCGCUCAAGGAAGACUGGCAGGGACUUAUUGACGACGAUGCCUUGCUAUCGUCUCUUACAAUACCUGGCACCCACGACAGCGCCGCUUUCACGCACCCUUGGCCAUUUGUGGCGACGCAGUCAAUGAACAUUUCUCAGCAGCUUCACGCUGGCAUACGAUACUUCGACCUUCGCUGCGGGAUCAGGAACGAUGUUGCCGAAAUGGUUCACGGUCCGUCUUUACUCGGUCUUCAACUCCAUGAUGUUCUCAAUAGCAUGUUCGAAUUUUUGGAUAGCCACCCCACUGAAGGCCUAAUUGUGCAGAUCAAAGAGGACAGGGAACCGGAAAAGUCCACGAAACAUUUUUCGCAAGUGAUUUGGCAGAACAUUUCAUCCAACCCGGACAGGUGGCGGACUGCAAAUACUACACCCACGAUGGGCGAACUGAGAGGGAAAAUCCAGCUGUUCAGGCGUUAUCAAGGCCCGAGACUGUUCUCGUUUGGAAUUGAUGUCACUCAAUGGCGGGACAAUCCUGACUUACCAUUCACCAUUUUCACGACACAUGAUGUUCAGAUCACCAUACAAGAUCAUUACAGCUUCUCAGAUCCUCAGCCUUUGCCUUCGUUGAUCAUCAGCAAGGGAGGUGAUGUGCAGCGUCUUCUUGACCGAGCGCCGCAAGACGCGGACGAUAGUCAUUGGUACAUGAAUUUUACCAGCGCCUUCGAAUUCAACCUUUGGUACCAAAUUCCUCCUCGAACCAUUGCGAUUGGCGGCUACUAUGGCUUCCGUUGGGAAGAGGGAAUGAAUGUUCGCUUGCGGAAUUACCUACGCAUCCAUUCUGGGAAGCACCGCUUUGGCAUCGUAGCCAUGGAUUUUCCGGGAGCUGGAACGGACGACUUGAUCACCACCUUGAUUCAGUCGAACUUCAAAUAUAAAGUCAAAUACUGGCCUUUGUUACU